AGACGCCUUCAGUCGAGUACGGACAUCCAUCGGGUACACAUCUCGUGGUGGUUGAAAACCAAACACUAUUUACUAGCAUUCACAUAUCUUUCUUUACCUAUAAGCAGGCAGUCAGGCAUUUUUCUCUGAAGCGAAUACGAUUGUUUUUGCAUGAGCAUACAGCCACACAAUAAAAGCUGAAACAGAUUGCAAACAUUUCGAGAGUACAUUUAGCCAGCGACUCACUACCUAACAGAUACCAAACACACUAACAACAGAAUACUAGCCGUGCUAACGUAUUAGAGGGAUAGAGAGGCAAAUACGUGUGCUUGCUUACUUGCUUGUUGGCUGCUUGCUUAAACCACACACUCGGUCGAAAAAGUAUUUUAAUACUUAAAUACACACCGCUAACGAAAAAUUAAACAGUGUGUCUGUGUUGCUCGUUGGGUACGGUUCUCAGUGCAAGGAAGUGUUUUAAAGCAAGAAAAGAAAUCAAAAGAUAUUUCAAAGAGAAAUAUUUUGAAAGAAAAAUUGUAAAUUUUUGUAAUAAAAUUACAAUUUAUUUAUAAAGUGAAAAAAUUGAAAAGUAUAUAACUAAAGUUAUAUAACUCACACAAAAAAAAAUAUUUUAUUACAAAUAAUAUAUUGAAAACACAACAGAAAUGUCUGCCGCCACAGAACAACAAAAUAACGGUGAUGUAGCUAUUGAGAAAGUUGCCGCCGAUGCAGUCAAAGAAGAUUUAAAAUCAAAGAAACCUGCAGACAGCAAACCAGCGGCGGCUGAUAAUGGAACAGCGUCGAAGGAUGAAGCUCAUGAUGAUGCCGCACCCGCUAAAGAACCAGUUAAAGGAACAAAACGGCCUGCAGAUGCUAAGAACUCAGAUUCGAAGAAAGCUAAAAAAGACAAACCAGUGGACGAAUCUGAUGAUGAGGACGGCAUCGACGAGGAGGAAGUCAUAGAUGAAGAGGAGGGCAAUGAAGGUGACAGUGAUAUCGGUAGUGAUGAAUACGAUAUCCAAUAUGAUGGUGAAGAAGAUGACAUAGAAUGCGAAGAUGAUGAUGAAAAUGACGAUGGUUCGGGUUCUGAUGAUCAAGCGUAAUGAUAAUGUAGUAGUCAAAACCACUUAAAUUAAAAUUAUUUCAAACAAAAGAA
Molecule: messenger RNA, 1132 nt
Organism: Stomoxys calcitrans (stable fly)
Lineage: Eukaryota; Metazoa; Arthropoda; Insecta; Diptera; Muscidae
Gene: Bacc
Product: bacchus
Exons: 3
Coding region: 642-1079 (145 amino acids)
Source: RefSeq, a predicted model, not a curated record